AUGCGCGACGCGGACCCUUACGACUACUCCAGCGACGAGGACGAGGAUGAUGACUACCCGGACGUGCCGUCUGGGGAAGAUGAUGAUGAUGAUGAUGACGACGACGACGACGAGGCGUACAACCUCCGCAUAUGCCCCUGCUGGGACACCUACCGAAGAACCCUAGAGCGCCGCGGUUUUCUGCUCGACACGUGCCGAGACGUGAAAGAUUACUACGAGCAGCACUGCAGCGCAUCCGAUCCGGACGCGUCGUUGCAUAGCGUUCCGGGCUAUCAACGAGCGUGCAUAGGCAAAGAUAACGCGCUGUGUCGGGAUGCCGGGCUUCCAGAGUCUCUGUUCCGGGGACGCGCGGUACGAGACGGCGCGAGGAUCGUCGUCAAGGCCGUACACCUGCGCAGCCGCGAAUUCGACAUCGUCAAGUACAUCACCUCCCCGCCGCACUCGAAAGACCCUUUGAACCACUGUAUUCCCAUUCGCGACUUGAUCGAGAUACCCGCCGAUUCUGUCGGUCUCAUCGUCAUGGAGGAGUGGUCUUCCGAAUUGAUCCCGGAGACGCCGUGUAGCCUCGGAGAAUAUCUCGACGCGAUCCGUCAGUGCAUAGAGCACAUUGUAUUCUUACACGCGCGACAUAUAGCCCACCUCGACAUCUCGCUGCGCAACAUCCUCACCGACUACGAACACCACUACGCCUUCAUCGACUACGAGAACAGCCGGCGAUUCGACGCACGCGCAGGCCCGCCCCGCGUGCGCCACCUCAAAGGAACCGAGAUUCCCCCAGAGCUCGAGCGAGGCGAGUGGUGUGAUCCGUACAAGAUCGACGUGUGGGCGCUCGCCGUCCUCAUUCUCAGGGCCUGCAAGCUGACUGGGUACGGCAUCCCCGAACUGGUCCAUCUCGUGCGACCGAUGCUCAACGAUAACCCGGACUACCGACCGACCGCCCGCGCCGUCUUGCAAACGUUCAACACCGUGGUCUCUCAUAUGAGCGCAGACCGCCUGGCGCAGUUUGCAGACGAUCCGCACCCACACGGCCCCUGGCGGCAUUGA
Punctularia strigosozonata HHB-11173 SS5 is the source of this 1044-nucleotide messenger RNA. RefSeq lists its product as uncharacterized. NCBI's taxonomy places the organism in Eukaryota, Fungi, Basidiomycota, Agaricomycetes, Corticiales, Punctulariaceae. Gene Ontology annotation, molecular function: protein kinase activity; ATP binding. The record is from RefSeq and is a predicted model, not a curated record. The transcript has 5 exons. Gene Ontology annotation, biological process: protein phosphorylation. Bases 1 to 1044 code for a protein of 347 amino acids.